AUGUCCUGCAGCGUCAGGGGCUGCUGCGCAGCAGCAGCAGCAGCAGCAGGCGCCUCCUGCUGCAGCACUGCCUGCGCUGCUGCUGCUGCUGCUGCCAGCAGGCACUGCAGCGCCAGCUGCAGCAGCAGCAGCCGCAGCAACGCCCUGCGGCCGCGCCGCCGCAAGGGCGAGCGAGCCCUCAUGUUUUCCGCUCUCCUCGCCUUGUCAGCUGCUGCCCGUGCUGCUGCUGCUGCCGUUGCUGCUGCUGCUGUCGCUGCUGCUGCUGCUGCUGCGGCCGCUGCUCUUGAGGUCCGACAGCUGCAGCAGCAGCGCCUGCUGCUGCUGCCUCAGCAAGAGGGCCUCAAGAGAGCCAUUAGACCGUCCAAUCCAGCCAGUUGGCUUCAAAGAGCCCGUGUCCUACUUCGGCGCAGCAGCAGCAGCAGCAGCAGCAGCAGCAGCAGCGGAGGCGGCAAGUAG
This is a messenger RNA of Eimeria necatrix, 456 nucleotides long. RefSeq lists its product as hypothetical. The transcript has a single exon. The coding region runs from base 1 to 456 and encodes 151 amino acids. The record is from RefSeq and is a predicted model, not a curated record. Lineage: Eukaryota; Apicomplexa; Conoidasida; Eucoccidiorida; Eimeriidae.